GACAGCCUAGUUGGUAAAGGGCUGUGUUUCGGGCUUGAGAUGUGACAAUGUUCCAGGUUCGAAUCCCAGUACUGUCUUCUUGGUGUUCCCGGAGGCACCCUUGGUACAUGAGACGAAGUCUUACUGAUGACGGUAACACAACGCCGGACACUACACCUGGACAAAAUCCUUGAUGAUUAGUAUGCAGGUACCCCAGGUUUAGUAGGCCCCGAUGUCACUCAUGAGGCAUGUGGGUUGCUGAUGUUACCGGAUUAUCAAAUAAUAAAAAAUAAAACUUUAAACCCGUUUGACAAUUGCAGCCUGCAGGUCGAAACGUAUCGAGCAACGAGCAGUUACCAAUCCCGCAGCUUCGACAAUCGAGUUAUCGACACGAAACUCCACCCACGAAUCCAUCUAGGCGUUGUCUUCACUUGGGUUACUUCGGAGGAAAGAGGCUUCACAAAAUCUCUUGGUCCGCCCCAAAACCCUCUCCACUGACGAGAUCCGCUCCAAUGGCGAAACUCGCGAUCUUCUUCACUCUCACACUCUCACUUCUCCCCUUCCUCUCCCACUCCUUCUCGCCGGACACCCCGACCGACCGCCGGAUCUUGGUAUUGCUCGACGAUUUCUCCCUCAAAUCCUCGCAUUCCAUCUUCUUCACCUCCCUCAAGUCCCGUGGCUUCGAUCUCGAUUUCAAGCUCGCCGAUGAUCCCAAGCUCGCCCUCCAGAGAUAUGGCCAGUACUUGUACGACGGCUUGAUCCUAUUCGCCCCCUCAGUUGAGAGGUUUGGAGGUGCAUUGGACGUUGCAGCUGUGCUUGACUUCGUUGACUCCGGUCAUGAUUUGAUCGUUGCCGCUGAUACUUCCGCUUCUGAUUUGAUCAAGAGUGUCGCGACGGAGUGCGGAGUCGAUUUCGAUGAGGAUCCUUCAGCUAUGGUUAUUGAUCACCAAGGCUAUGCAGUGUCCGAUGUUGAUGGUGAUCAUACGCUGAUUGCAGCUGAUGAACUAAUAAGAUCGGAUGUGAUCCUCGGAAAGACUAAAAUUGAGGCUCCAGUUCUCUUUAAAGGUAUCGCGCAUUCUCUGAAUGCUGCAAACACUCUGGCAUUGAAAGUCCUAUCUGGUUCUCCAUCAGCAUAUUCAGCUAAUCCAUCUGCCAAGUUGUCAAGUCCGCCGUCGCUGACUGGAUCUGCAAUCUCGUUGGUUUCAGUUGUGCAGGCAAGGAACAAUGCCCGUAUUAUGAUAUCUGGGUCGUUGGAUUUGUUCAGCAAUCGGUAUAUGAAAUCAAGUGUGCAGAAAGCUGGGAUUCCUUCAAAGUAUGAAAAGUCUGGAAAUGAGCAGUUUGUGACUGAAGUUAGCAAAUGGCUUUUCCAUGAAAGAGGUCACUUGAAGGCUGGAAACCUCAGACACCUAAAAGUCGGGGAGACUGGAGAACCUGCAAUGUACAGGAUCAAAGACGAUCUUGAAUUUUAUGUGGACAUUUUUGAGUGGUCUGGGAAUAGCUGGGAGCCAUAUGUGGCUGAUGAUGUUCAGGUUCAGUUCUAUAUGAUGAGCCCAUAUGUAUUGAAAACUCUAUCAACUGACAAGAAGGGUCUUUACCAUACAUCGUUCAAGGUGCCUGAUGUAUACGGAGUCUUCCAAUUCAAGGUUGAAUACCAGAAGCUUGGGUACACUAGUUUGUCACUUUCUAAACAGAUUCCGGUUCGCCCCUUCAGACACAAUGAGUAUGAGAGGUUCAUCCCAACUGCCUUCCCAUAUUAUGGAGCUUCCUUUACCACGAUGGCUGGGUUCUUUAUCUUCAGCGUCGUCUACCUAUACAACAAGUAAGCUCCAACAGGGAGCUGAACCGUGCACUAGGAUGGUUGGUCGGCCACCCUUCUCAAUUCUGUAAUUUAGAAGGAAGUUAGAAACAGUAGAGAUCAAUUCUGUUUUUUCAGUAAAAAUACAUGCCUCUAAAGAUUUUCAUCUCGAGGACACGCGGAUCAUUUGGAUCACAUUCUGAGAGUUCGUUAGCAAUUUAGCAUCAGUUAAGCUAUGGGAAAACAGAAGCACUGAGAUUUUGGUCUACGCUGAAAUGGAGAAGCUAUUUAGCUCAUGUAUGCUGCUCUCUCAGUUCUCAACCAUUCUCGACAUGUCAUGCAAACCUCUGUUCCAUUUUCUCUCUGUGGAUGUGGAAUUAGAUUUAGAUUGCUUACUGAUUGUGCAUGAGUUCAACAGAGUGAAGGCUCUGCCGAAUGAGGUUGGUGAUGAUAGUGAGGAGUUUUGGGCCGAGCUCCAGAUGUUGAGCUAGAGAUCUGUUGUAGGUUCUCUGGUCCGGAUAGUAAUAAGUCUGCACCUCUCCUGGUUCUGGCCCAUACUCUGUGUGAACGCCGAAUGGUAUGAAGAGGAAAAUCUGGGUAGAUAGGUCAUCCAUUUUAUUGAUCCAACAAUUGUGGGCGAUUUGUAUGGGUUCAAAGUUCAAAUUCGAGCUCAAUGGACAUUUUUAUAAAAAGGUCACACUUAGACAGAGGAAAUAAUUUGUCCACAUUAAGUGAGGAUAGGGUCGAGGAAGAAGGUUGGUUCAAAAAGUGAGUUUAAAAGGCGACACAAUGUUUCACGCGAAACCAAAUAUCUACGUUGGUAUCGAAUCGUUUCGGACGAAGUUGAUUUGAUUUUUUCGCGGUGGAAACUCUUGCGGUGCCGUUUGAUCGGAUGCACCACUGACUGCUGAAAUCAAAAUGACCGUUAAAUAUCCAUCGGGCGGUGUUGAUUUGAUCGGUGCACCUCUGACUUCUCAAAACCAAGACGAUCGUCAAAUAUCCACCGGGCGGUGUUGAUUUGAUAGAUGCACCUCUGACUUCUAACCAAGAACGACUGUUACUCGGUUCACACCUCUUCAAACAAUGUUCGAACGGGGGUAUUUGAAUUUUUGGGGAAUCUACGUUAAAACUACUCCUAUGGAGAUUCGUGUGGAGAGCUCCGUGACUACGACUACUGCUACGACUAUGGAGAUCCUUCUUGGGAGGAGAGCUCCGCAAGGGAGUUACAGAGAAAAGGUAAGUUUGACAGAUAAGUUUCUGUGUUAUUUUUUGUUUGUUCUUCUCUCUCCUUGCUUCGGUGAUUUUAUCUAAAUCACUUUCGUAGUCUUCAUGUAACUUCUCUGUGGAACUGCUUUGUAACCGCCUUGCUCUUAUCUUCAACUUGUUUCUUGUGAGACUCACAUGCCUUCCAAGAUCUGCACCACGGUUCGAACCAUCACCUCACCAUCGAUUAAAACAACAUUGUCGUUUCACUCCUCGCCACUGCGUAAUCGCCCUAGAUUGUUGAUCUCUCGGCGUCGUAGACCACACAAGGUCUAAACUCGCAACAUCGUUGAUCUCGCAACAUUGUUGAGCUCGCAGCCUCGUCAACCACACGAUGUUGUUGGUUCCCACCUUGAGCUGCGACGUUGUUCUCCUUCUUAUAGAGAUCGAGCUCAUAAAAUCAACAUCGUGGUUUGAAACGCCACGCCACAUGGCCUCGAUGCGAAGUCGUCGGAUCCCCAAACUAGUUUGGGCAAAAUGACAUUGUUGUUUGCCUCCACAACAUCGCCGAACUAGUAAAAUCACUUAGCUCGC
Messenger RNA from Linum trigynum, 3571 nucleotides. The record is from the annotation of a GenBank genome assembly. Lineage: Eukaryota; Viridiplantae; Streptophyta; Magnoliopsida; Malpighiales; Linaceae.